Lathyrus oleraceus (garden pea) is the source of this 1360-nucleotide messenger RNA. RefSeq names its product transcription factor MYB74. The transcript is spliced from 3 exons. NCBI's taxonomy places the organism in Eukaryota, Viridiplantae, Streptophyta, Magnoliopsida, Fabales, Fabaceae. The coding region runs from base 152 to 1204 and encodes 350 amino acids. The record is from RefSeq and is a predicted model, not a curated record.
AUUCCAUUGAGUUCAGUUGAGUCUCAUCUCAUACAAUACAAAAUCUAACUUUAUUUUUCUUUCUUUUCUCACGUCUCAAAAACUUCUCCCUCUUUUCUAACAUAUCAUAUUCUUGACGCAAACUCUCAUUGACCAAUUAUCACACACUGCCAUGGGAAGAAUACCUUGUUGUGAUAAGAAUGGUCUCAAGAGAGGACCAUGGACACAAGAGGAAGACCAAAAACUCAUUGAUUACAUCCACAAACAUGGCUAUGGAAACUGGAGAUUACUCCCAAAGAAUGCUGGGUUACAAAGAUGUGGAAAGAGUUGUCGUCUUCGUUGGACAAACUAUCUACGACCGGAUAUAAAGCGAGGUCGAUUCUCUUUUGAAGAAGAAGAAACCAUAAUUCAACUACAUAGCAUCCUCGGCAACAAAUGGUCUGCAAUUGCUUCUAGGCUACCGGGAAGAACAGACAAUGAAAUCAAGAAUUAUUGGAACACUCACAUUAGAAAAAGACUCUUGAGGAUGGGAAUUGAUCCAGUGACACAUAAUCCAAGACUUGAUCUUUUGGACCUUUCUUCUAUCCUAAACUCAUCUUUUUAUGCUUCUGCUUCACUGAUGAACCCUGAGAUUCUAAAGUUGGCUGCAUCACUCUUCUCCUCUCAAAAUGGACAAGAGAAUCAUCAUCAAAUUGAUCAGAAUCAACAAAUUAUCUCACACUUGGUUCAAACUCAAAUUCAGGACUCCAUUCAUCAAGAAGCUUACAACAAAUUGUUGAAUCCAAAUCCACCUUGUGAUAGUUCAAUGCUUUUCAAUCAAUCACACUUGGUUGAAUCCAAUGAGAAUCUAUAUUCGUCACCAGUUUUACCUGAGUUUGGCUUCCAACAACAACAUGAACAUGCUCAAUUAAGUGAUUUGCAUUGCAAUGGAAUUGCUUCAAGUACUAUAACAGAUGAUUUUGUUCAUCAAAUACCAAGCUAUGGAAAUGAUCUAAUUAUGGAACCUCACAUAUCAGAAACCUCAACAUUUCAUUCCAAUAACAUCAACGAAAGCUUCAACUUCGCUUCGGUUCUAUCUACGCCUUCGUCAAGUCCGGUACGGUUGAAUUCGAAUUCGACGUAUAUCAAUGGAACCAGCAUUGAAGAUGAGACAGAAAGCUAUGUUAGCAACAACAUGUUUGAAUUUCAAAUUUCAAACAUCUUAGGUGUGAAUGAGUUCAUGUAAUGUGGAUAACUAUGGAUUGAUGUUGAUUGAUACAUGUAACAUUUGUCUAAACCUUUUUCAGAGUUGAUACUUUGACAUUGUUGAUUUAGGCUUUGGCUGUAUUAGGAAGUAUAAGAAAGUCUUCAUCACUUUCAAAUUAUUGAACUACAUUUAAAG